Theobroma cacao (cacao) is the source of this 1460-nucleotide messenger RNA. Its product is annotated as phospholipase A1-IIgamma-like. Lineage: Eukaryota; Viridiplantae; Streptophyta; Magnoliopsida; Malvales; Malvaceae. The record is from RefSeq and is a predicted model, not a curated record. Gene Ontology annotation, molecular function: glycerophospholipid phospholipase A1 activity. Gene Ontology annotation, biological process: lipid metabolic process.
UCACAAGAAAGCUUAGAAAAGAAGAAUUGAGAGAAUUAAUUAAGAGUGAUGGCUAGCUUCAUAGCUUCUCGUUGGAGAGAAUUAAGUGGUGAGAAAAACUGGAAGGGGCUAUUGCAUCCACUUGAUCUUGAUCUCCGCCGCUACAUUAUUCAUUAUCUUCAAAGGGCUGGAGCUGCUGGAGAUAUCUUCAAUGACAACAGGGCAUCUAAGAGUUUCGGACUUAGCCUAUAUCCACCAGAUGAAUAUUUUUCUAGGGCUGGCCUUGAAAUUGGAAAUCCAUACAAAUACCGAGUGACCAACUUUAUAUAUGGCGCUGCAGAUAAUGAGUCCGAAUACUUUGGCUUUGUGGCAGUGGCCACAGAUGAAGGAAAGUCUGUUCUAGGAAGGAGGGAUAUUCUAGUUUCGUGGAGGGGAACCGUAACGAGCGCUGACUGGAAUGAAGAUAAAAACUUCUUUCCAACAUCAGCUAAAGAAUUAUUCGGAACUGACUCAGCUCAGGUGCACUCUGGCUUUCUCUCCAUUUAUACAGGGAAACUGGCGGAUUCUCUUUACAGUAAAACCAGUGCCAGGGAUCAGGCUCUAAAGGCGGUCCAGGAUCAGGUUGACAAAUACCAGAAUGAGGAAGUAAGCAUAACUGUAGCAGGCUAUAGCCUAGGCGCCGCACUUGCAACCCUGAAUGCUAUGGACAUAGCUGCCAAUGGUUUUAACAAGCCAACAGGCAACUCGGCUAAGUCAUUCAUGGUCACAGCUUUUCCAGUUGCCAGCCCUCGCGUUGGGAAUCAAAAAUUCUUGGAAAUAUUUAAUGAACUUGAGGAUCUUCAUCUCCUACGCAUUGUGAAUUCCACAGACCACAUUCCUACGGUACCAGUUGGAUUUGGCUACACCCAUGUGGGAGAAGAAUUAGGAAUUGACACAGUGAAGUCAACGUACUUGAAAUCGAAUGCUGAUCCACACAACUUAGGUGUUUACGGGCAUGGAGUUGCAGGGGUGCAAGAAAAUGGAGAAUUCAAAUUGGAAGAGGAACUUGAUUUUGACAAUGCAACCGUAAACAAGCAUGGUGAUUGUUUACUGGACAGAUAUAAAACUCCAAUUGAAUGGUGGAACAAUGAGAAGUUCAAGGGCAUGGUUCAGAUAGAUGACGGUCACUGGAAGUUCGUUGACUCUGCUUAUGUGCCAGAUCCUCCAAGUGCUUGAUCAUGGCAAAUGCUCAAAGUCUUUUACUCUUUUUAAAAUGUAAUCAAAUAAAAGUGUGUUGCUAUCUCGAAAAUAAGUACCUCUACUUACAGAGCAGUCCAAGUGGAGGGGUGAAUUUGUGGUUUUUUUUUUAAAUAAGUUGGACAUUAGGGCUAGUUUGUGAACAAUAGAUAGUUAAUAUGUCCAAGGUAGCUGCGUUGUCUGUACUUUGUGUCAUAUCUAUGGUGAAUGAUUUCGAUUUCUAUAUCAUAAGUAAUUUAGCAAUA